This is a messenger RNA of Volvox carteri f. nagariensis, 849 nucleotides long. RefSeq lists its product as uncharacterized. The record is from RefSeq and is a predicted model, not a curated record. The coding region runs from base 1 to 849 and encodes 282 amino acids. The transcript is spliced from 7 exons. NCBI's taxonomy places the organism in Eukaryota, Viridiplantae, Chlorophyta, Chlorophyceae, Chlamydomonadales, Volvocaceae.
AUGUUCAGCUUACCGCUUUUCCUUUGUUUAGUAGCACUAAUUGCUUUUGUUCACUGCUUUGCACUUACCCGGGCACAACCUGCGGAAUGUCUGGCUCCCCAACGGCGGCUCAUUGAAGAGUACAAAGCUUUCCACAACGCCAACAAAUUCUCCCCAGAUGCCCAGUAUUUAGUCCACGCCUGCUGGGGUGGUUCUUGUUCGGGAACAGGUGACCGUAUCCGGGGUGCCUUGUGGCUUUUGCGAGUCGCGAUCGCGCACAAGAAAAUCCUGCUGGUAGACUGGACGAAGCCGGCACCGCUGACGGAUUUUUUAGUGCCCAACGAAAUCGACUGGUCAUUCUCGGGCCUUGAUCCAGCGCUCUUCCGCAUCGCGAACACAUUAGAUAUGGAUGACUUCAACGAUGCGGUGUACCGGCAAGUGCCGGCUGCGCUUGAGAGAUUUCGGGCAACGAAGGUGUAUGCCACUAGCAGUAAUGAACAGUUUGAGGUGAAUGGAAUGGUGGGGAUUACGCCUGUACUCGAGUUCUUUGCGGAUGGCGCCUGCUAUUUCAAUUUCCUGUUUAAGCCACAUCCGGCGAUUGUGGCGCGGGGCGAUGCGCACCUGCAACAGCUCUAUGGGUCCGCAUCCGUUGACUACGUUGCUUGGCACUGGCGGCACUUUGAUGCAGACGAACGUUCCGAAAGUCCAGUCAUGGUUUCGGAGCUUACCCGGGUGCUGAAUGCCGCCGCGCGUCUUGGCAGUGAUCUAGGUUUGGACUUGGAUCAGCGUCCUGUGUUGCUCAUCACGGACUUCAACAUCGCUCAGGGUUCAGCAAUAUGGCCGUUUGGAUGGGCGGGGCCAGAUUACUGA